CAAUUUUCAAUUCAGGACAAUGUUGUUGUUGUUUUUUUUUUACACUGUUAACUUGGUUGUUCAAAUUAGACACAGAUCUGGCAACUUCAGAAAGCAAAGAAUGCUCUUAAUUCCAUGUAAUUUAAGUGCAGCUACUUGUUUGUUUCUUGAGUGUUACCUUUUAAUAGACAAUAGUUUAGAUUUAUUAUGCAUGUAUGUACAAUUAGUAUUGAAGUAAAAGUGGACAAAUUCUGCUGAUUUUUUAAAUUGAAAUAAAAUGUCAAUGUCAAAUAAACUAUUGAUUUAAAAUGUAAAUCGACGUAAACUGAUUCAAAAGUUCCGACUGGCUACGUCAUCGAAUACGCAACCAAUCAGCGACAGGCUAUGUUCCAAUCGCGGAAGCAACUCGGAACAGCUGCGGGAGCAAAAGUUGAUGCUGUCAUUUGAUACAUAAAUUCAGCCUAAACGAUAUGUAAACAAUUAAAACAGCACAAAAGACAACUCCUAUAGUUUCGGUCUAAAUGGCUUUUUCCUGGUCUCGUGUCGCGCCGCUUUGUCUAGUGGUUUUGGCACUUGCUGUCGCCAUCGUCGGACAGAAUUACGCGCCCUCACCCGCUCACGCGCUCGUCUCCGCAGCGGCGCCGCCUCCGCUGACCCCCGCGCUCGGCGUCUGCGUCCUGGCCGGGGUGUGGCUCCUGUGGCGGGGCACCGGGUCGAAGGCUGGAGGCGGACAGCGCACCUUCGGCGGCCUCCUGCGUCACUACGCGGCGGUGAAGGCCGUGCGCUGGCUGGGCGAGCGGCAGCGGCGCAAACUCGAAGCCGACGCGCGCAACGUGACGCAAGUUCAGGAGGAGACUCUGCUCAAACGUCUGCGCAAGAACGCAAACACGUGUUAUGGAAAACAGUACGACUUCCGCUCAAUGAAUGGUGAGAAGUGGCAAACCACAAAACCUUUUCUCUCAUUUCCUGCAAACACGCACAUCCGUGUUUUGCACCACACUGUGCUGCUGCCCUUCACGGUGGCUGAUGCGCUUUCAGGCAGCGGCGGCUUCCGGGCGCAUCACCCCGUCACCACGUACGAGCACUACCGCGAGCUCAUCGGGCGCGUCGCUGCAGGAGAGGACAAAGUGCUGAUCGCUGAGGAGCCCUCGCUGCUCGCCGUGACCUCCGGGACGUCAGGGCCCAGUGCCGUGCUGCUGAGCACCGAGGACACCAACCGCGACUUCUUUCUGCAGGGAGUGGCUGUGUGUUUGGAUGCCAUGCACGAGGCCUUCCCUGCAACCAACAGCCUCCAGCGCACGACUAAAUUCUUCUACACACCAGCCCUUCGCCGCUCUGAGUCCGGCAUUCCCAUUGGCACAAACUCUUCCACCCCAUCCUCCAGUCGCCAUGUGCUCCAUCUGUACACGACCCCAGCGCCUGCAUUGGAGGUUCCCGGUGAGAAGGAAGCCCUGUACCUGCAUCUCCUGUUUGCACUGAAAGAUCCCAGCGUGGGAACGCUGGAGUCCAACUUUGCCUCCACCAUCUUUUAUGCCUUCAUUGCCUUACAGAAUCACUGGCAGGAGCUUGUGGAUGACAUUGAGCAAGGGAAGGUGAGCAGCGCUCUGGCUCUGGAUCCCAGACUGAGGGCCAGGCUCGAGGCGCUGAUGAAGCCAGAUCCACAGAGGGCCGCUCAGCUUCGGGCCCACUUUCAGAAUGGCUUCCGUGGAAUUGCCAAGCAGCUAUGGCCGCAGCUGAACCUGGUGCUGGCCGUGGACUCGGGCUCCAAUCAGAUCUACGGUGAAAUGCUGAGAGAGAGCUACUGCCGAGGCGUGCCGUUCUACUCGCCUUUCUACGCAGCCACUGAAGGUCUAAUAGGGGUGAACCUGUGGCCACAGGAAUCAAGCAGACGCUAUGUGUUGUGUCCUCGCUCCAUGUUCUGUGAGUUCCUGCCGGAAACGAGCCUGGAGGAUGCGUCACCCCACACUCUGCUGAUGGAGGAGGUGGUGGAGGGACAAAACUAUGAACUUGUCAUCACUAACGCUUCAGGUCUCUACAGGUAUCGUAUUGGAGAUAUUGUGAAAGUAGUUGGAUUCCACCAUAAGUGUCCUAUAGUUGAGUUUCAGUACAGACGGGGACAGAUGCUGAAUGUUCGGGGGGAGAAGGUGUCUGAGUUGUUGUUCCUGGGUGCUCUAAAGAAAGCUGUUGGCCAGUGGCCCCCAGCUCAACUGGUUGAUUACUGCUGUGCUGAGAGCGGCAUCAUGGGAGAUUCAAUAGGCGGCUCAGAUCCUCACUACCAGGUGUUUUUAGAGUUGAAAGGUGUGAGGAACCUCACGGAGGAGCAGCGAUACAAGCUGGACAUCUGUCUGCAGCAGGACUCGGCAGUAUACAAGUCAUUCCGCAUCAAAGGCAGCAUCGGCCCGAUGAGGGUUCAGCUGGUGGCGGAGGGUGCGUUCAGGGAGCUUCAAACGCAGAUGAUGGCCUCCUCCAACACCUCGCCCAACACCUUCAAAAUGCACCGAGUGCUGCACAGGAGAGAGGACGCUCACUUCUUACUGGGAAAAACUAUUUCCUGAAGCUGCCUGUUGAGGAAAUUGCCAUGACUGUGACUGAAGGAGAUGUUUCAAGAAUUUCACCACCUUUUUUGAUGUGCUCAAAAACUUAACAUCACUGAUUCUUUUGACAUUUGAAUAUUUCAACUUGCUUAUUUGUCUUAACCAUAUUUAUAAUUCUAAUAAAAUGAAAUGUGACAGUUCA
Molecule: messenger RNA, 2715 nt
Organism: Betta splendens (Siamese fighting fish)
Lineage: Eukaryota; Metazoa; Chordata; Actinopteri; Anabantiformes; Osphronemidae
Gene: ghdc
Product: GH3 domain containing
Exons: 11
Coding region: 501-2534 (677 amino acids)
Cellular component (GO): cytoplasm
Molecular function (GO): acid-amino acid ligase activity
Source: RefSeq, a predicted model, not a curated record